AUGGGAACUUGCGGUGGUAUUUGUGGAUAGAGUAAUCCUGAAAACACAAUAGUGAAAAUAUAAUAAGUUAAUAUGGGUGAUAUUGACAAUUAAAUUGAUAUGGGAUUAUAAAUGGGUGAUGAAGGUGUUCCAAUUACACAUUAAUAAAGAGUUGAAGAAACAGUGAACUAACCAAACUCAAACAAUGAAAAUUAAGUCUAUGAAACAUAAAAGAGGCUUUCUUUCAAAUUCGAUGAAAUUAAAACUUAAAUAUUAUAGGAGUCAGUACUCGAUAAAUGUGAGCCUGUAACAUUGGAAUCUGGAGCCAUUUAUACAGGGUAAUGGUAAAAAGAGUAAAGACACGGUUGGGGAAAACAGAUUUGGCCAGAUUAAUCAGUUUAUGAAGGAGAAUGGGUAAAUGAUAAGGCUUGUGGAAAAGGGAAAUUGAUACAUGCUGAUGGAGAUGUGUAUGAAGGUGAAUGGAUUAAUGAUAAAGCCAAUGGAUUUGGUAGAUAUUAUCGUAGUAAUGGAGCAACAUAUGAAGGAGAGUGGAAGGAUGACAAAUAACAUGGUUAUGGAGAGGAACAAUGGCCAGAUGGUUCAAAAUAUAAGGGAUAAUAUGAAGAUGGAAAGAAACAUGGUUAGGGUUUGUUAUAAUUUGUGGAUGGAUCAUUUUAUAAUGGAGAAUUCAAUUAGAAUGAUAUACAUCGAAAAGGUAGUCGAUAUGUUUGGGCAGACAAAAGAGAAUAUGAAGGAGAAUGGAAUAACAAUAAAAUGCAUGGCAUAGGAGUAACAAAAUGGCCUGAUGGAAAAAUAUACGAUGGAGAAUAUGUAGAUGAUAAAAAGGAUGGUUUUGGUACAUUCAUUUGGCCAGAUGGGAGAAAGUACGUUGGAUAAUGGGUGGAUGGCAAACAACAUGGGAGAGGAAUCUUUACUAAAGUAAGUGGAGAAAGUCGUCAAGGCGAAUGGGUUGAUGGAAAAAGAAUCCGAUGGAUGGAACUGGAGGAACAAUAAACAAAUUGA
Messenger RNA from Paramecium tetraurelia, 1002 nucleotides. RefSeq lists its product as uncharacterized. The record is from RefSeq and is a predicted model, not a curated record. Lineage: Eukaryota; Ciliophora; Oligohymenophorea; Peniculida; Parameciidae. Gene Ontology annotation, molecular function: zinc ion binding; metalloendopeptidase activity. The transcript has 3 exons.